AGAAAAACAAUCCAUGCAUAAAAGUUGCCCUUGAAUUAAGCAAAUGUUUGUUAAUUUGUCAAUUCUCUCGACUCUAAAAUAAUGUAAUAACCAAAUCUCCUGAUCUACUGCUAUAUUUACUGAAUUAAAUACAUCGUUUUCUAUAUAAGUAACUACAUGCCAUUGUUAAAGCCUGCAAAUAUCAUAACCCUCAAACAAAGCUACUCUCUGGUGCCGAGUUUCUUUAAUGGCACCAUUGCAUUUUCUCCUCAUGCUUUUGAUCUCUGUCUUGGGUUCUGAUGCUGCGGUUUUUACGUUCUCAAAUAGAUGCAGAACCACUGUAUGGCCUGGAAUUUUAUCAGGAGCAGGGAAACCUCAACUAAUGGGAGGUGGGUUUGAGUUAAGACCAGGCCAAUCUGUAACUCUGAAUGCACCACAAGGUUGGUCAGGCCGGUUCUGGGGUCGCACUGGCUGCUCAUUUGACCGCUCAGGCCGCGGAAGAUGCCUUACUGGAGACUGUGGUGGCGUUCUGAAAUGCGCAGGAGCGGGCGGCGUGCCUCCAGCUUCACUUGCAGAAUUCACCCUGAAUAGUCCACUUGAUUACUACGAUGUUAGCCUGGUGGAUGGUUUCAAUUUACCAAUUUCUAUAUUGCCUACUGGAGCUUGUAAGUCUGUUGAGUGCGUUGCAGACAUGAACCGGAGAUGUCCUGGGAGCUUACAAGUAAGGUGGAACCGUCAGGUUGUGGCCUGUAAAAGUGCUUGCCUAGCAUUUGGGUCGCCGGAGUUUUGCUGUACGGGGCCUUAUGGAAGUCCAGCAACCUGCAAGCCAAGCAAUUAUUCAAAGGUGUUCAAGGAUGCUUGUCCUACUGCUUAUAGUUAUGCUUUUGAUGAUUCAACAAGUACUUUUACUUGCCAAGGUGCUAAUUACUUGAUUCGAUUCUGUUGAUAGUUUCCUGUUGAAUGACAUGUUCAACUGUAAGCUGAAAAUAUUGUAUUAAAAAUACAUACAAUUUACUCCAUUAUUAUAUAAAUAAAUAAAUAGAUAAAUUAAAAAAACAGCAGCAGAAUAAUUUA
Molecule: messenger RNA, 1053 nt
Organism: Jatropha curcas
Lineage: Eukaryota; Viridiplantae; Streptophyta; Magnoliopsida; Malpighiales; Euphorbiaceae
Product: pathogenesis-related thaumatin-like protein 3.5
Source: RefSeq, a predicted model, not a curated record